Protopolystoma xenopodis is the source of this 1374-nucleotide messenger RNA. The record is from the annotation of a GenBank genome assembly. NCBI's taxonomy places the organism in Eukaryota, Metazoa, Platyhelminthes, Monogenea, Polystomatidea, Polystomatidae.
AUGAUGCAUUUCGUUUCCGUCCUGGUUGGUGACAACAGUUUCGCCAACUGGAAUUCACGGCUUUCCAGCGGUUUCAACUCUCUGGCAAGCGCCAUCUCCAACCAUUCUAUGCAUGGCCAUAAUAUGACCGACAUGUCCGUUUCAACGCCGCCAACCGUCUCAUCAACCGCUUCGCCUGGAUCUCGUUCGUUUGGUGUCCGACCCAGUUUUAGUGUCGCUUCUCAGCAUGACGCUUUGCUGACGGAACUGUUUGAGCGUGGCAAUCCCACCACCUCAUCCCUCAUUGCCCAUCCGCAGGACAAUCCCAACCCGCUGUAUCCCAAUUUCUCGGGAGGCAGUCAGCCUCCAAGGCAAAAGCCUCACUCCGAGCCCACUUCACAGCGCUCGCCCGGCGUUCAACUGCGCAAGUCGGGCCUCAGUCCCGGCCAUGCGGAGCCCAAUCCUGGACGCUACAGUGGAGCCGGCACGUCUGCAGCAGCUGCAGGUCGUCUUUCUCUUCCAGACUCCUCUCCGGCCUGUCCAGUCUCCGGAGUUCACUCCAACUUUCCAAAGUCCCUCGUCUCACAAGAGCCCUUUUCCGGCCUGCCCACUGGCCUCCUGACGCACCCACCGACCGGUCAUUUCUGUCCGACUCUCGACUACUCAGGCCAUCCGAGCCCAUCUCAAGCCGCAAAUAUCCAACAAUCACAACAUGCACAACAACAACACCAACAUGCUCAGCCAUCGUGUAGCCCUUUAAUGCUCCAUCGUAGUCACCAGCUGAUACAGCUUCAGUCAGCCGUGCAGCCAAUUUCACCUGCCACCAGCUACGCCCAGUUUUCGCCACAAAUGGUCAAUUCUGGCCAAUUGUCGUCAUCUCAGUUCAAACAACAACAACAACAACAACAGCAGCAGCUCCAAUUGCACCUACAAAUCCAACUACAGCAACAGCUCCGACAGCAUCUGCAACACCAGCAUCAGCAGCAACAGCAACAGCAUCAGCAGCAACAGCAUCAGCUGCAGGCGCAGGCAUACCGCCAGCACCAAGAGCUGCAACAGCACAAACUGCAGACCAUCCAGGCACAGUUGAAGUCUCAACAACACGCCCUUCUUGGCGGAGUUCGAGCCAGCGCCGGUGCCGGGUCAAGCACAGGCAUUGCCUAUCCCGGCGCAACUGGAACCAUUUCCAGCGGGGUCGCAGCUGCCCAACUCUCGUCUAGCCCGUACCGUUGUCUGGCCAGCCAAGCACCCCAACUUGGAAGCCCAUCCUGCCUUUCCGCCCAUGCUGGUCUUCCUGGCGUACAGGCCAUAGCUGCAAAUCAAGCACUCACUCAAAUAGGGGCUAGCAACGCUGGACAAGUCCAAAAUAUUGGCGGCCCGUCCAACAGCUCUUUG